Molecule: messenger RNA, 1016 nt
Organism: Cryptococcus deneoformans JEC21
Lineage: Eukaryota; Fungi; Basidiomycota; Tremellomycetes; Tremellales; Cryptococcaceae
Exons: 4
Coding region: 62-844 (260 amino acids)
Biological process (GO): protein quality control for misfolded or incompletely synthesized proteins
Cellular component (GO): endopeptidase Clp complex
Molecular function (GO): ATP-dependent peptidase activity; serine-type endopeptidase activity; ATPase binding
Source: RefSeq, a predicted model, not a curated record
CCUUUUUCCAUAGACACAUCCAUAAUCAGCUUGCCAUAUCACCCAAGCAAAACGUAUAGAGAUGUCACGGCUCUCCCCGUUUCGACCACUCGCCUCUCUGUGUUCCGCCGGACCAUCAAGAAUAUCUCGAAUCCCUGCUAGGAAAUUUGGGUUUUCGCCUUCGCCUUUGCCCGGACUUGAUGGGUUCUCGGACGAAGCUGCAAAUCCCGUUGUCAGGGAUUCUCUUGUACCUAUAGUGGUUGAGCAGACUGCAAGAGGAGAGAGGAGUUAUGAUAUUUAUUCAAGGCUGUUGAAGGAGCGAGUUAUCUUUCUUGGUCCUGUAAAUUCCCAAGACUCUACGCUUCUCACUGCCCAGUUACUCUUCCUUGAAGCAGAGGAUCCCAAGCGCCCUAUCAAGCUUUACAUCAACUCCCCUGGUGGUGUUGUUACUUCUGGCUUGGCGAUUUACGACACUAUGCAAUACAUCUCUCCGCCGGUGCAUACUUUCUGUAUGGGGCAAGCGGCGAGUAUGGGGAGUCUGCUAUUGGCCGGCGGCGAAAAGGGACAUCGAUAUGCGCUGAAAAACAGCAGUGUGAUGAUUCACCAACCAUCUGGCGGUGCGCAAGGCCAAGCAUCCGAUAUUGCUUUGCAUGCCAAAGAAAUCCUGCGUAUCCGUGCGGCCCUCACCGACAUCUACGCUGAGCAUUGUACUCGACCUGGAGAAGAGAGGUCCGCUGCAUUGGAUAGGUUUGAAAAAGCGCUGGAAAGGGACUAUUUCAUGACCUCUGAGGAAGCGGUGGAAUUUGGGAUUGUGGACAAGAUUGUGACGCAAAGGGGGAAAGAGGUGUCUGAGGAAGAAAAGUAAGGGCAUGCAUGAUGAGUGGCUGGCUGCAUGAGCGUGUCCGGGCGAGGCAGAGUCUCGCUGCUGGGCGACGCGCGUUCCUUUCAUGGUGGAUGUGUAUGACGGGCAGGGGAAGCAAUCAGGGAUGUAACUGACGGUGGUCUGUGCGCAUAGGGGGGGUCUUUGUGGCACGAGG